Pectinophora gossypiella (pink bollworm) is the source of this 1338-nucleotide messenger RNA. RefSeq lists its product as uncharacterized. Bases 1 to 1338 code for a protein of 445 amino acids. Lineage: Eukaryota; Metazoa; Arthropoda; Insecta; Lepidoptera; Gelechiidae. The transcript has a single exon. The record is from RefSeq and is a predicted model, not a curated record.
AUGGAUAAAAUAUCGAAUAGAUUAAAAUGUUCCAACUGCAACAUUGUUAUAAGUGAAGUUUUGGCUUUUAUUCAAAAUAAAAUUGAUGUUAUGACGGAAGUUAGUCUUGCGCAGAUUUGUGAAAGUGCCUUUAAUGCGGAAGAAAUAAGUGAAGCAAAAUCGUUAUUAUUUGAAUCGUUGAGCAAGAAGAUGAAGAAGAGAAUACGUCAAGGAAAGACCUUAAGGAAUAUUGAGGACAUCAUAUGCCUGUUUAAAGAAACAGACCCUGAGCAAAUACCGAUUUUUGUAGCAAGAAACUUAGAGAAAUUACCGCCGGUCACUUUCGACCAUGUUGAUGUAACGGCCUUACUUAAGAAGAUAGUCGUUUUGGAGAAAUCCCUGCAGAAUAUUGAACAAAAUUACGUGUCAAAACGCGAACUUAAGGAACAUAGUAUAGGUCAAUACAAAACUAAUUCGCUUUUGGCUCAAGAACAAAAUGUAAAUACUAAACGGAGAGGUAGUUUCAUUAAUAAUAUGUACGAUAGUGGUCCGAUGGCGCUCACAACGUCAUUCAAGAAUGUGUCAUACUUGGAUGAGGUCAAUGAGCCUAACGAUUGUGCAUCCCCUUCACGUGCAUCAAUUGAUAAAUCUGCACAUUCUUGUCAUUCAUCGCCCAUUAAUCAAACGGGAAGGAAAGAGACAGGGCUACUACCGGAGCGGGCGGCGAGCGGAGUUCGCAAUAUACCGAGCGAGAGUGGGAUGACAGGUGAAUGCGCAUUAAGCUUUACCUCAACAACCGGUAUGAAUGACGCAGCGCAGCCGCCGUCUCGGUUAACGGUAAACAAAACAGCUGACGAGCGCUCGGAUAGGCGAGAGACUAUUCCAACUACUGGUUGUGAUAACGAACAAAUUGAAAACUCACCUAAGAAUGAGCUAUCGUCGAAAAAUGCCUCUUUUGCAGAUAUAAUAAAGAGUGAUGCCGCAUGGAAAGUGCCACAGAGGAGUGAGGAAUGGCAAUUGGUACAAAAACGUAGAUUAAGAAACCGUUUAAUAAGCCAAAAAGGUAGUGCAGUCACUGAGUCUGGUGUAAAUACUUUUAAAGCAGCGGAUACGAAAAUUCCACUCUUUAUAUCGAACGUACAUAAGGAUGUGGCUGAACAGGACAUAAUUAACUAUAUACACGAAAAAACUGGAGAAAUUGUUACGUUAGUAAAAAUUAAAAUGAAGCAGGAAAGAAAAUACAAUGCCUAUAAACUCUUUGUCACGAAAUACAAGCUUGCAACGUUCUUAGACGACAAAAUAUGGCCGACGGGAAUAUCGUUCAGGCGUUUUGUAAGAUUUUAUGAGUUGCGUGGAUAA